Messenger RNA from Serpula lacrymans var. lacrymans S7.9, 1179 nucleotides. RefSeq lists its product as uncharacterized. The coding region runs from base 1 to 1179 and encodes 392 amino acids. NCBI's taxonomy places the organism in Eukaryota, Fungi, Basidiomycota, Agaricomycetes, Boletales, Serpulaceae. The record is from RefSeq and is a predicted model, not a curated record. The transcript is spliced from 6 exons.
AUGCCUGAUGCUAUCAGUCCACAGUAUGCAACUCGUGCAUCCCCAUGGCUUGUCAACGAUGGCCCUCACAAUAUUGUUCAUUGGAGCGCCCAAACUCGUGAGGCGGUAUCAUCAUGUGUCUCAUUGUUCUUUGCAGCCCCUGCCGACGAGAAAUUGCAAGUCACGCAGUGCAAAUCAGACUCGCACGUUGAAGGUCGUACCGCUUGGACAUCCUUUGUCAGCGCAAAUUGGAAGUUGGUGUGGAAGGUUCAGGAUCUCAUUGACUCUACGUUGAAAGAGCAAUUCUGUGGCCCUUAUGAGGCAAUGUCUCUAACUCCCAACAUUGGAACGAGCUCAGAGGAUGGCGCUGUAGACACCACCGCAUCCCUCCUCAAAGAUAACGUACAGGACUUUAUUGAGCGAGUCAUAGCGUGCACUUGGAACCGCUACCGCAAGAAUCUAAAUUGCGAACACGUGAAAAUGGUUCAAUUGCAGGCAAACGUGAAAACAUCUUGGACCGAACUAACUACAAGCAACGUCACCCCCACAUCAGCUCGCAUCAGACGGUAUCUGGCCAGCAGUGAUAAGCUUAUCACAUUGUUGCAGCACUACGCCAAUCCCGAGUCAGUCAAGCAGAUUGAAGAUCAACGCCGACAACUUAUCGACAUGCUCGGAGCAAUGGGUCUUUAUAAGAGUGGAAAAUCAAACAAGAUGCGAGUUCCUAAAUUGCUGCGAGACGCAUUAGAAAAACUUGCUAACACAGACCAAGUCUCAGGUCUGGAACGUGCCAUUCACAAAUUCAUGGAGCGCUUGACCGAUCAGGACAUGCAGGCCAUGCCCACCCUAGACUUCGAGUUGCCGCCUGUGAUCGCAUGGAAAGAAGGUGUGGAAGACUUUGCAGAUAAAUCGGAAGACGAUCUUUGGCGGAUGCUGGGACUAGAACAGACGCGCGCCCUCCCACACUUCCAGACCAAAACCGAUCCAACGGCCAGUAUUAAACCGUGGUCCAUCAAAGGCCAGACAUGGCUCGACGAAAACAACACAGCGGUCCCCCUUCAACCUAAAUGGCACCAACUGGUCGGCAUCGUAAAGAUGAUGGACAAGGUAUUGAAGGGAGAGCCAUUGCUGUUAAUGGACAAAGUCGGCGUAGGGAAAAUGAUGCAAGCGGGGUUACGCACGAAGUGCUUAACAAAGUCUUAG